AUGGACAAACGAAAAAGAAAACCUAUUCGUUCUGAUUUCGCGGAAAAGAACCCCACGAAGGCACCUGAACUGAAAGAAUUGUUUAAUAGUCAGAAAGAUAAUCGCGGUAUAUGGGAUAAAGAACAAUUAGACAAAGUAAUGCAAAUUUUACUCGCUGGUCCUCCAGACAGAGAAGAUGGACCCAAAACUUACAAUACUUACUAUCAUUAUGUGAAUAGGUAUGAAAUAUUGCAAAUCGAAAAUGAAUGUCACGUGUCAAAUGAAAAAUGGUACCUUGCAAGAAAAUUUAGAUUAACUGCUAGCAGCUUCGGUGCUAUUAUUGCAGCAUGCAGGAGAAACAGAUUCUCAUUUAAUUUGACCUACAUUUUUUAUUAUAAUCAAUUCAUAAUUUAUCCAGGUGAAUACAAUUUGGAUGGUAUCAAAGCAAUCCAGUGGGAUAGAACUCAUGAAAUAGAUGCUCUAGAUAAUUUGAAGCAGAUGUAUAAUUUAAAUGUUCAGCCAACUGGAGUACGGCUUACAAAUUCAGGACUUCUUGGUGCUAGCCCUGAUGGAAUAAUUGAUGAAGAAGCCAUUGUAGAAGUGAAAUGCCCAUAUUCUUUCAGAAAUGAUAAGUUGUCUGAAAAAUUG
Messenger RNA from Diorhabda carinulata, 627 nucleotides. RefSeq lists its product as uncharacterized. NCBI's taxonomy places the organism in Eukaryota, Metazoa, Arthropoda, Insecta, Coleoptera, Chrysomelidae. The record is from RefSeq and is a predicted model, not a curated record. The annotation marks the transcript as partial. The transcript has 4 exons.